GCGUUACAGAUGUUUAGUCGAACAACAGAGUGUGGUAGUCUUAGCAGGUCGAUGGUGCUGUUCGUACCGACGGUUCGUUUGCAGCCGUCUUUGCUUCGCGAUGCGUCCACUGAUGUGUGUUUCUGCACAUGGCCGUGCCGCCCAACGGGCUUCUGCAUUGUUCCACGGUUUUUCGCACUCUAACACCGGUAAAUGGACUUAUUGUAGUUAGAUUUCCUAUGCCAAUGGUUGAAAAACACGUGUUCUGUGCCUUGAAUUAUACAAAAAUACAUUUUCGUGUCGUUAACCAUAAUUAAUGAGCCAAAAAGUGAGUCCUGGGGUAAUAUCGCAUCAGUGUUUAGUUCACGUUUUAGAAUUAGCAUUAGCUGCUACGAGAUUCUCAAGGUUCUCGUUGUUUUUUUGUAAAAGCGUAAUCGAUUACGCACAAUUUUACAUCGUCAGAGAGGAUACUAUUGGCAAGAAUUUUUUUUUCACUUAAGUCAACACGUUAAUAAUGUGCUAUUCAAGGACGUGCAGCGACAAAUAAAUCUGUAUGUGUUAUUGAUUGCUUGUGGUAGCAACGGGCCCUUUAAAUUGGGUCCCUUAAAUAAAUAAUAUUUGUUAAAAAUUGAACAUUUUGUAAAAGAAAAUCUAUGUUUUAUGACACUGCUGGUCAAAGGUUCCAUCGAAAUGAAAACCUAUAGAAAUAAAAUUAUCUUAAAUAUAGAACAAGAUUUUCAAGUGUGUUCAUUUGAUUAUAUUUAUCAUUUUUAGAAGAAUUAUACUAUAUAUUACAUCCAUCAUGACUACAUCAUCGGAAGAUGUUCUAAUGCAAGUAGGACAAGUUCGUUAUAAAAAGGGAGAUGGUACUUUAUAUGUCAUGAAUGAAAGAAUAGCCUGGAUGCUUGAUAACAGAGACACUGUAUCAGUCAGUCAUAAAUAUGCUGACAUUAAGUUACAAAAGAUAUCACCAGAAGGAAAAUCAAAAAUACAGUUGCAAGUUGUACUGCACGAUGGUUCAUCAUCUAUAUUUCAUUUUGUAAACAGAAAUGGGCAAGAGGCACAAAUUAAAGAUCGUGAUGAUGUAAAAGAAUUACUUCAACAAUUAUUACCAAAAUUUAAAAGAAAAGUAAAUAAAGAAUUGGAAGAAAAAAAUAGAAUGCUUCAAGAAAAUCCUGUGCUGCUUCAGUUAUACAGAGAUUUGGUUAUCACCCAAGUUAUUUCAUCUGAAGAAUUUUGGUCACAGCACGCCGCAGAAUAUACCCAAGCUAAGAAAAGUCAAAGACAAGAAAUAGGAGUAAAUAGUGCUUUUUUGGCUGAUAUAAAACCACAAACCGAUGGUUGUAAUGGUUUGAAGUAUAAUUUAACUGUUGAUAUUAUAGAAUGUAUAUUUAAAACUUAUCCAGCGGUAAAAAGAAAACAUCAAGAGAAUGUGCCUCAUAAAAUGUCAGAGUCAGAUUUUUGGACAAAGUUCUUUCAGUCACAUUAUUUUCAUCGAGAUCGUAUCAAUGCAGGGACCAAGGAUCUUUUUACCGAAUGUGCCAAAAUAGAUGAUCAAGAACUUAAGAAAGAUAUUCAGUCGGGUAUUGAUGAUCCAUUGGUGGAUAUAACUUCUUUUGAAGAUCAAACCCUAGAUGAAAAUUAUGGGAAUGGACCCACUAAAUCUGAUAAAAUUUCGGGAAAUAUUGUACAUCAAAGUAUGAUUAAGAGAUUUAAUCAGCACAGUAUCAUGGUUUUAAAAGCUAGUACUGUCAAGCAAUCUACACAGUCCAUUCAACCACAAUUAAAUGGAUCAACGCCAUCAGCGAGUAAAACUGCAACAUUGUCUAAUCAGUUAGAUGAACGACCAAAGAUUAAAAAGCUUAGAAUACAAGAAAAAUUAAUUUAUGAUGAUCUCGAUGCCACUUAUGAUACAAAUUCAAAUAGUAGUGCGCCGUUAAAUUUGAAUCAUGUAGACAGGUACUUACAUGGUCCAGUGCCAGGAUAUAGUAAUACGGAACCAACAUCUGAAGAACUCCUUAUAACAUUAAAUCAAUUAAAAAAAGAAGCAAGUGGUUGGCUAACGGGAAAUAGUAUACCAAGACAAUUAGCAACAUCAUUAGUUAGUCCGGCUGCAGCAGUUUCGGCUCUAGGAGAAUUAACUCCAGGUGGCUCUUUAAUGAAAGGUUUCAGAGAGGAAAGUCUUGGACAAUUAAUACCAAAGGAUUUAGAAAAAGAACUACGUAAUGUAUAUGUGUGUACAUGUGAACUUUUAAGGCAUUUUUGGAGAAGUUUCCCACCUACAACUCCACAGCUUGAAGAAAAAGCUAUUAGAAUGCACGAGGCGUUACAUAGAUUUCAUUCUGCCAAACUUAAACCUUUUGAAGAUCGUGUUCAACGAGAUUUUUCUGCUGUUAGUCAACAUUUGACAAGUCAUUUAAAUCAAUUAUUAAAUACAGCAUAUAGAAAAUUCGCAGUUUGGCAACAACGUAAAAUGCAAAUGAGGUAGCCAUUGAAUAAUUUGUCGUACAAUUAAAAACAAU
Molecule: messenger RNA, 2501 nt
Organism: Frieseomelitta varia
Lineage: Eukaryota; Metazoa; Arthropoda; Insecta; Hymenoptera; Apidae
Gene: Tfb1
Product: general transcription factor IIH subunit 1
Exons: 9
Coding region: 782-2467 (561 amino acids)
Biological process (GO): transcription by RNA polymerase I; transcription by RNA polymerase II; nucleotide-excision repair
Cellular component (GO): transcription factor TFIIH core complex; transcription factor TFIIH holo complex
Source: RefSeq, a predicted model, not a curated record